Mustela lutreola (European mink) is the source of this 13903-nucleotide messenger RNA. It is a transcript of the gene IQCN, whose product is annotated as IQ motif containing N. The transcript is spliced from 3 exons. The record is from RefSeq and is a predicted model, not a curated record. The coding region runs from base 1140 to 13811 and encodes 4223 amino acids. Gene Ontology annotation, molecular function: protein binding. Lineage: Eukaryota; Metazoa; Chordata; Mammalia; Carnivora; Mustelidae.
UAGGAUGCGAAUCAGAGUACAAACUAUGCGUCUUUUUCUCUGGACCCUCUCGUGGCUCUGCCAGUGCCUUCUUAACAAAACCCACACUUUUUUUUUUUUUUUUUUUUAGAUUUUUAUUUAGAAAACACAGCAGGGGGAGUGGCAGGCAGAGGAAGAGGGAGAAGCAGGCUCACCGUGCAGGGGGCCCGAUGCGGGGCUCGAUCCCAGGACUGUGGCUGGGAUCAUGACCUGAGCCCAAGGCAGGUGCUUAAUGACAGAGCCACCCAGGAGCCACAAAACCCAAGCUCUUGGGACCUCUCUGAGGUCCCACCGAUUCAGUACUCUGCCUCCUGGCCCUCUUGUCCCUUGCCUCCAACCACACCAGCCUCCACAUUCCCUAAUCGUGCCCAACUUCCUCUCACCUUGGGCCCUUUGCCCGUGCUGUGUCCUCCACCCGGGAUGUCCCUCCCCUAGCUCUCCUAUGAUUCUCCUUCUCCUCCUAUGGAACCCAGCCCAUCUACCCCUUCUUUGAUUCCUGCCUAGCCAUUUCACACCCCCAAAUUAUUUGAGUUGUGUGUGUCCCCAGGCCCAGAUAAGGUCCCACUACCAAGUUAGGUGUUCAGAGACACCCAGCAGGUUCGGUCGGCAGAGCACAUGACUCUGCAUUACGCAGCUGUAAGUUCGAGUCCCACGUUGAGCGGAGAGAUUACUUAAAAGAAAAAUCUUAAAAAAAAAGACAAAAACAAAAAGUGAGGUGUUCAACAAAUACCUUGAGACACAUAUAGGGGAAGAAUUUGGGGCCCCCUCUCUGCUCAGAGCCCUAAUUUUCCAUUCAGGACAGGCAGGUAGUAGGAAGCAACUGCCAUGACUGUCAGCGCUGAUCUAGGCCCUGCCCCCCAUGUUGGGUCAGCCUUCUAGAACCCCCUUCCCCCAGGAGCUGAUAGGGAUUGGCUGGAACUUGGCUGUGAGUCACAAAGCCAUUGUGGCACCAGGGCCCCAAGGCUGGCCAUUCGGGCUGGUGGGUUCAGCUUCAGGGGCAGAGCCAGCCAAGGGCAGUGUUGCUGCAUGUUGCAUAGGAUGAAGGGCUGAAUGAAGGCUGCAUCCUCUUGCAAGCUGGCCUCUGAGAUUGUACCUUCUCCUCCUGCUCCUCCUCCAACUCUAUGGCCCUCCAAGAGCUGACUCGCCCAGAAACCAAGACAAUGCAGGAAGCAGCACAGCUACCGUCGUCAACCGAUAGGCAGAACGUCUACCAGCCCCAGUCUGUCUCCAGUCUCCAAGACAAAGCAGGGACACUGAGUCCGCAGCUUCAGCAUGAGCCAGUUGAGUCCAGGGAGACCCUUCUGCAACAGCAUGACAAGGAUGUGACGGUACCUCGUCACAUCCCACGUCUGCGGGCUGUGGUUGAGAGCCAGGCCUUCAAGAAUGUGCUGGUGGACGAGAUGGACAUGAUGCUGUCCCGGGCGGCCACCCUCAUCCAAGCCAACUGGAGGGGCUACCGGCUCCGGCAGAAGCUCAUCUCCCAGAUGAAGGCAGCAAAGGCCAUCCAGGAGGCCUGGCGACGCUUCAACACCAGGCGACUCCUCCAUUCUGGCAAGACCGUGGAAAAGAAAGUGAGUGUAGAUGAGGGCGACAUCCCUUACCACGCCCCCCAGCAGGUGCGGUUCCAGCCUCCAGGAGAGGUCAAGCCUCCCGUGGCCCAGCCGGUCAUGGUGAGCAAGGAGACCCAGUUCCCUUCCUCCGACAACCUGGACACCUGCACCCACCAGCUGGCCCUGCUCCAGGCCCAGGGUGGUCCCCAGCCUGGCAUGCAGGCACCUGGCUCCACUGGGGGACCCAGCGUCACCUUCCUGCCCCACCAGACCAUUGCCAUCAGACUGCCAUGUCCAGUGAAUCUAGACGCAAAGUGCCACCCGUGCCUGAUGACGAGAACUGUCAGAAAUGCUUGCCUUGUCCAUGUAGAAGGGGACAUGGUGAAGACCAAGCAAGUAACCACCAGAGCCAACAAGGCAGGAGCCCCGGGGCCGCCCCCAUGUGGGAGGUAUGCCCAGGCAGUUCACGGGUCCCUCAAGAACCAGACCCAGGGCCACGUGGAGACAGAGGUCCUCAAAGCCCCACCCCAGACAGGCCCAGCCCUUGUGAUAAAUAAGACCGCGCCCCAGAUGUAUCCGGUGACCACGAUGACCAAGACCCCGCCCCAGCCAUGCGCGGCGCCCAUGGUGACAAUAGCCAAGACCCCACCCCAGGUAUACCCAGCGGCCCGGAUGACCAAAACCCCAACCCAGAUGAACCCAGCGGCUGCCAUGACCAAGACCCCACCCCACCCGUAUCCUGCUGUUGCGAUGCCCAAAAGCCCACUCCAGUCGUGCCUGGCGGCCAUGAUGAGCAAGACCCUGCCGCCGCCGUGUUCUGCGCCCACAGUAACGAUAACCAAGGCCCCACCCCAGACUUACCCGGUGGCCCCAAUGGCCAAGAGCCCACCCCAGACGUGCCCGGUGGCUCCGAUAGCCAAGGCUUCACCCCAGACAUCCCAGCCAGCCACCACGAUCAAGACCCCACUUCAGUCUGGCCUGGGGGGCAUGGCGAACAAGACCCCAACCCAGCCAUGCCCAGUAGCCCCGAUGUCCAAGACCCCCACCCAGAUGCGACCCACAGCCUCAAUGACCAAUGCUUCACCCCAGACACGACCAGCAGCCAUGAUGGCCAAGAUCUCACCACAGAUAUGCCUUUUGGCCUCUAUGAUCAAGCCCCAAACCCAGACACGGCCCAUGGCCACCAUGGGUAAGGCUCCACCCCAGACGUGCCCAGUGCCCACCAUGGCCAAGACUCCGGCCCAGAUGCGCCCGGCAGCCCCGAUGACCAAGACCCCACUGCAGACAUGUCCAGCCACUGCCAUGGCCAAGACUCCAUCUCAGAUGCUCCCGGGGACCUCCGUGACCAAGACCCCUCCCCAGACGCGUCUGGCAGCCAUGGUCACCAAAACCCCAGCCCAAUUUCGCUCCAUGGCCGCCAUCCUCAAGACCCUGUGCCUGCCACCUUCAGCAGCUGGAAAUCUGAAGUCUUCUCCUCCGGCAACUGUGGCAUCUGGGAUUCCCAACGCCUCAUCCCGCACGUGUCUGAACGGACCAAAGGCCAAGGCUAUGGUGAACGCCAAGCAGACCGCCGGGAUGGUCCGGGUCUCUUCUCACUCCUACCUGGCUGAGGGAAAGGUCAAAUACUUUAACGCACCACAUCUGGGGGCUGGGACCCCAAAGGCUCCAGCCAGGCCUCCUUUGGAAGCUGAAAGAAUGAAGGCCUUUUCCCAGAAGCAGGUGAAAAUGGAAACAGUGUCCAGUUCCAAUGUGGCCAUCGAAAUGUCCCAGGCAUCCCCCUGGGUGAAAACGGCCGAGGACAGGAACAAGCCCCUGUUACAGACAUGCCCGAGGGCAGAUGUGGUGAAGGUUCAGUCCCAGGUGUACGUGCCCAUGGAAACGGCCGUGGUCCUGCCCCGGGCACAGCUGGCCCCAUGUCCGACCAAGGUCCCACCCCAGACACAUCUGGAGACCUGUCUGGCCAAAGGGCUGCCCCAGGAGCAGCUGGCCACCUGUAGGACCACAGCCUCGUCCCAGGAGCAGCUGCUGGCCGAACUGACAGCAGCUCUGCCCCAGGCACACCCGGGCACGUGUCUGUCCAAGACCCUGUCCCAGGCCCAUCCGUCCACCAAGCUGACCCCAACUCAGGCUCAGGCGCACCCGGGCACGUGUCUGUCCAAGGCCCUGUCCCAGGCCCAUUCGCCCGCCAAGCUAACCAAGACCCCGUCCUUUGCACAUCUGGGCACGUGUCUGACCAAGGUGCAGUCCCGGGCACAUCUGGCCAGCAGAGUGAUAAAGGUCCAGUCCAAAGCACAUCUGUCCACCGAGCUGACCAAGGCGCAGUCCCAGGCCCAGCUGGUCACAGAAACAGCCAAGUGCCUCUACACAGCCCAGCACUCGGCUGAACUCAGCGGCAAGACCCAGUCGCAGCCACUCCUGGCCGGGUUCAAGGUCUCCACUCAGCCCUGCAAGCAUACUGGUGCCCUUGGCAAUCUGCCCCGAGCCAAGCCAGAGGACAGACUGACCCAGAUCCAGCCCCGCAGCUAUGUGCAGGGCAAAGGCACCCAGGGCCCAAGCCAAGGGCCCUGCGAGACCAAGAGCAUGCUGGUGCCUCUGGCGGCCUCUGCUGGACACCCCACCUGUAAUGUUGAAUCCUGGGGUGACAGUGGGGCUACCCGGGCCCAGUCACCGAUGCCUGGCCCAGCCACACCCUGUCCAGAAGAGCUGGCUGCCUCCCAGCUCGCCUCCCUGUGCGCCGAGCUGGCCGCUGAGCUGGGAUCCCAGGAGGACCUCCGCACCCUAUUGACCAAAGCCCUCUCCCAGGGGCAAGUGAGGGCAGCCCUGAACCAGGCCCUGUCCAAGAAAGCCCUGGGCUCCACGAUGGCCAAGGCCCUGCCCCAGGGCAAGCUGGGAACGGCGCUGAUGAAAGUGCUCUCCUGGGGCGAGCUGGGCCUUGCGUUGUCCCGCACCCUCUCCCCUGGUGAGCUGCGGGCAGAACUCACCAAGGCCAAGCAGGGUAAGCUGGCGGAUGUGCUCAGCAAGGCCCUGACAGAGGAGGAGUGGGCCGCUCUGAGCCAGGCCCUGUGUCAGGGGGAGCUGGGUGCUGUCCUCAGCCAGUCUUUGUCUCAGGCAGCCCUGAGGACUGGCGUCGUCCUCCCCAAGGCAGCCUCGAAAACAGCAGGAAGCAGGAUGUCUGUGAUUCCGGCCCCCGUGGAGGUGGACUGCAGGGGGAACCCAGCGGCCGCAUGGGGGUCCGCCGUAGGCCCCGUGAGACCACAGCCCAGCAAGGUCAGGGUUCCCCAGGACGGGGCCUGGGAGGGCUUCUUCACAGGCUGGCCUGCCGGCUUCUUGGAAGAGAUGGGGGAUGGGGCCAUGCUCGGGGGGUCACCCUGCUCGCCGGUGGUCUCUGUGGGUGCCUCCUUGGCCAGUAGAGUGAUCUCUGCCAUUCAUCAGCAUCCCCUGAUCGCUGCCCUGGACCCCAGCAGGGGCGGCGGCUCAGACCUACAUCUGAACCCUGCGGUCAGUGAGGAAAACGUACGCCUGCCCCCAAGGGCCAGUGAAUUAGCAUCAGAUCUCAACCCCGUGGAGAGUGACAAGGGCCCCAGCUUACCUAAGCCACCCCACCUGCAGCCGCCCUCCAGUCUGUGGCAGCCGCUUAUUGCCAAUGGUGUGGGCCCAAGCACCAGCCAGCAGUCGGUGGUGGCUGGGGGCACAGCCCCGAGCUCCCAUAGUCCACAUGCGGUCAGCAGGGUGACCCCGCGUCUGUGGGUGUCGUCAGGGGAGGGCCGGGCGGCCUCGGGUGCGCGCGUUGGGGCGGCGGGUAGGGGGAGCACUGCACACUCCCACCAGUGCGCCGCUGCCUAUGGGGGAUCUGUUUGUUGGUGUCAGUACCCCGGGGUCAACAAGGUGCCCUCCAGCAUGUACCGAGCUUCAACCAAAGCUCGACGACAGCCAUCUGUGCUCCAAGAGGAGACCAUGCAGAAAACUCAGUCCCCAAAUCACAAACGGGCCUCCGUAGACACUAGGGAGAGGAUCAACAAGGCCACCCCGGGUGUACUGAGGGGUGCCAGUGGGAGCAAAGUGUCCCUAAGCCAACCCCAGACUCUCAAGACCGGUGACACAACCCUGGGUCUCUUGCCUAAUUCCAUGGCUCCUGGUCAUCGCUGGGCACUCAAGACUCAGGUGGAGGCCGGCAUGUUCCCAGCCUCCCCAGGGAGCAGGUCGGCACGCACCCUUUCCCGCACAGCCAUCCCCAGGCAGGAGAGGACUCGAACCCUGGGUACCAGUGCCGGGGUGCGCUGUGCUCCGGAGCAAGGGACUGGCCAUAUACUCAAUGAAGUGGCCAGUUUGGCCCAGAGUCCCGACAAUGACAUGGCUGGAAGCCUCUCCCAGGGCUCCACAGACUAUGGCCCAAAUGUGAGUAAUUCCCAGAGUUCGUUGCCUAGCGGCAGCUCACCCAGCCCCUCCACUAUGUCUGUGGCCAGUCUGACGGCCGGGGACCUGGUGGAGGAGGAGUCCUGGGAGGCCAGCUUCGACACCGUCCUCUCUGGUGAGGCUGUGGGGAGUCCCCAGCGGCCUAGAGGCAGGGAAAAAACCAAGAGAGGAGCCCGGGGACAUAGGUCUCCAAACCCCUACCCCCAGCCCUCUGCAGGCUCAGAGCUGAUACCCAUUCUGCACCAUAGUUCAGUGUCUGGCCGCAUGACCUUGAGUGUCCACUGGGGCUCAGAUGAUCAGGAGGAGAGGGAUGAGUCCUCAGGCCAAAGCUCCAUGGGUCUGACAGAAACAUUGCCCCAGAAAUCCUACAGGAUGGGACUGACCAAAAGUUUGUCCUUGGAUAAUGUGGUCCCCACCAUGUAUCAGCAGCCAUCUGCGGCCUCCAGGCUGACCUCAAGCCUAUCCCAGCCACUGGUAGUCAGUAAGGUGGCCCCAAACCCAGGCCAGCCAUCUGUGGUCAGUAAGGUCACCACCAGCCCAUCUGAAUUAUCGAUGGCUAGUAAGGUCAUCCCCAGCCUAACUGAGCCAUCUGUGUGUAGUACAGUGAAUCUCGGCCUGGACCAGAAAUCCUGGACUAGUCAGAUGAACCCCAGCCUCGCCCAGCCAUAUAUGACCGGUGGGGUAGCCACAAACCUAGUCCAGCCAUCUGUGACCGGUGAGGUAGCUCCCAGCCUAGCCCAGCCAUCAGGGACCCAUGGGUUAGCCCCCAACCUAGCCCAGACAUCUAUGACCAGUGCUUUAGCCCCCAGCCUAACCCAGCCACCUGUGACUGGUAGGGUAGCUCCCAGUCUAGCCCAGGCCUCUGUGACCAGUGGGGUGGCUCCCAGCCUAGCAUGGGGAUCUGUGACUGGUGGGGUGGCCCCCAGCCUAGCCCAGGCAUCUAUGACUGAUGGGGUGGCCCCUAGCCUAGCCCGGCCAUCUGUGACCAGUGGGGUAGCCUCCAGCCUAGCCCAGGCAUCUCUGACUGGUGUGGUGGCCCCCAGCCUAGCACGAGCAUCGGUGACCAGUGGGGUGACCCCCAGCCUAGCACGGGCAUCUGUGACAGGUGGGGUAGCCCCCAGCCUAGCCCAGGCAUCCAUGACCAGUGGGGUGGCCCCUAGCCUAGCCAGGCCAUCUGUGACAGGUGGGGUGGCCCCCAGCUUAGCCCAGGCAUCCAUGACCAGUGGGGUGGCCCCCAGCCUAGCCCGGCCAUCUGUGACAGGUGGGGUGGCCCCCAGCCUACCCCAGGCAUCUAUGACUGGUGUGGUGGCCCCUAGUCUAGCCCGGCUAUCUGUGACCAGUGGGGUGGCCCCCAGCAUAGCACGGGCAUCUAUGACCAGUGGGGUGGCCUCCAACCUGGCCCAGGCAUCUGUGACCGGUGGGGUGGCCCCUAGCCUAGCCCGGCUAUCAGUGACCAGUGGGGUGGCCCCCAGCCUAGCCCAGCCACCUGUGACCAGUGUGGUGGCCCCCAGCCUAGAUCAGGCAUCUAUGACCAGUGGGGUGGUCCCCAGCCUAGCACGGGUAUCUGUGACCAGUGGAGUUGCCCCCAGCCUAGCCUGGCCAUCUGUAACAGGUGGGGUGGCCCCAAGUCUAGCCCAGGCAUCUAUGACCGGUGGGAUCUCCCCCAGCCUAGCCCAGGCAUCUAUGACGGGUGGGGUGGCCCCCAGCCUAGCCCAGGCAUCUAUGACCGGUGGGGUGGCCCCCAGCCGAGCCCAGACAUCUAUGACCGGUGGGGUGGAUCCCAGCCUAGCCCGGCCAUCAGUGACCAUUGUGGUGUCCCCCAGCCUAGCCCAGGCAUCUAUGACCGGUGGGGUGUCCCCCAGCCUAGCCCAGGCAUCUAUGACCGGUAGGGUGGCCCCUAGCCGAGCCCAGACAUCUAUGACCGGUGGGGUGGUUCCCAGCCUAGCCCGGCCAUCAGUGACCAGUGUGGUGUCCCCUAGCCUAGCCCAAGCAUCUGUGACCGGUGGGGUGUCCCCCAGCCUAGCCCAGGCAUCUGUGACCGGUGGGGUGUCCCCCAGCCUAGCCCAGGCAUCUAUGACCGGUGGGGUGGCCCCAAGUCUAGCCCAGGCAUCUAUGACCGGUGGGGUGUCCCCCAGCCUAGCCCAGGCAUCUAUGACCGGUAGGGUGGCCCCUAGCCGAGCCCAGACAUCUAUGACCGGUGGGGUGGUUCCCAGCCUAGCCCGGCCAUCAGUGACCAGUGUGGUGUCCCCCAGCCUAGCCCAAGCAUCUGUGACUGGUGAGGUGGCCCCCAGCCUAGCCCAGGCGUCUAUGACCGGUGGGGUGUCCCCCAGCCUAGCCCAGGCAUCUGUGACUGGUAGGGUGUCCCCCAGCCUAGCCCAGGCAUCUAUGACCGGUGGGGUGGCCCCCAGCCUAGCCCAGGCAUCUAUGACUGGUGGGGUGUCCCCCAGCCUGGCUCGGACAUCUGUGACCAUUGGGGUGGCCCCCAGCCUAGUCCAGGCAUCUAUGACCAGUGGGGUGUCCCCCAGCCUAGCCCAGGUGUCUGUGACUGGUGGGGUGGCCCCCAGCCUAGCCCAGGCAUCUAUGACCGGUAGGGUGUCCCCCAGCCUAGCCCAGGUGUCUGUGACCGGUGGGGUGGUUCCCAGCCUAGCCCGGCCAUCAGUGACCAGUGUGGUGUCCCCCAACCUAGCCCAGGCAUCUAUGACCGGUGGGGUGUCCCCCAGCCUAGCCCAGGCAUCUGUGAUCGGUAGGGUGUCCCCCAACCUAGCCCAGGCAUCUAUGACCGGUGGGGUGUCCCCCAGCCUAGCCCAGGCAUCUGUGACCCGUGGGGUGUCCCCCAACCUAGUCCAGGCAUCUAUGACCGGUGGGGUGGCCCCCAGCCUAGCCCAGGCGUCUAUGACCGGUGGGGUGUCCCCCAGCCUAGCCCAGGCAUCUGUGACUGGUAGGGUGUCCCCCAGCCUAGCCCAGGCAUCUAUGACCGGUGGGGUGGCCCCCAGCCUAGCCCAGGCAUCUAUGACUGGUGGGGUGUCCCCCAGCCUGGCUCGGACAUCUGUGACCAUUGGGGUGGCCCCCAGCCUAGCCCAGGCAUCUAUGACCAGUGGGGUGGCCCCCAGCCUAGCCCAGGCAUCUAUGACCGGUGGAGUGGCUCCCAGCUUGGCUCAGACAUCUGUGACCGGUGGGGUGGCCCCUGGCCUAGCCCAGGCAUCUGUGACCGGUGGGGUGGUUCCCAGCCUACCCCGGUCAUCGGUGACCAGUAGGGUGUCCCCCAGCCUAGCCCAGGCAUCUAUGACCCAUGGGGUAGUCCCCAGCCUAGUCCAGGCAUCUAUGACCGGUGGGCUGGCCCCUCGCUUAGCCCGGCCAUCAGUGACCAAUGUGGUGUCCCCCAGCCUAGCCCAGGCAUCUAUGACUGGUGGGGUGUCCCCCAGCCUGGCUCGGACAUCUGUGACCAGUGGGGUAGUUCCCAGCCUAGCCCGGUCAUUGGUGACCAGUGGGGUGGCCCCCAGCCUAACCCAGGCAUCUGUGACCGGUGGGGUGGCCCCCAGCCUAACCCAGGCAUCUGUGACCGGUAGGGUGUCCCCCAGCCUAGCCCAGGCAUCUGUGACCGGUGGGGUGGCCCCCAGACUUGCCCAGCCAUCCGUGUCCAGUGGGGUAACACCCAGCCUAGCUAAGCCAUGUGUGGCCGAUGCGAUGACCCCCAGCUUAACUAAGCCAUCUAUGACUGAUGGGGAGGGUCCCACUAUAGCGCAGCCAUCAGUGACUGGUGGGGUGACCCCCAGCCUAGCCCAAGCACCAGUGGCCUGUGCAGUGGCCCCCAGCCUACACCAGCCAUCAGUGACCAGUGGAGAGGCUCCCAGCCUAGGCCAGUCAUCAGUGGCCUGUGUGGUGGCUCCCAGCCUAGCCCCACCAUCAGGGCCUUCUGUGGUGGUCUCUAGCCUAGGCCCGCCACCUAUGACCAGUGGGGUGGCCCCGAGCCUAGCCCAGUCCUUUGUGGCCAAUCGGGGGCCCCUCAGCCUCUUCCAGCCAUCGGUAAUUGCUGGUACCAAUUGUGCAGCUGGUCAAUCAGGUUGGGCCCCUAAGGUGGGUUCAAAUCUACCCUCAAGGGUGAGUGCAGUGGCCCCCAUUCUGGGUCAUCCGUCAUUGGUCACUGAAGUCCCUUUGAGUUCAUCAUAUUCUUAUGCUGCUAGCAGCACGAGCCGAGACCUGAGCCAGUCACCUGUGGCCACCAGCAUGGCCCCCUGUCAGGAUCCCGUAAUGGUUGAUGGGGUAGCCCCGAACCCCCAGGCCCAUGAGUUCAGCCAGGUGUCGCUAACGUUUCAUCAGCCACUCAGAGUCAGCAGGGGGCACCCAAGCAUCACUGAACAUUCUGCUCUCCCUCUCUCAGCCCCAAAUCUCUUCCAGGCAUCUGGGGCUAGUGGCGAGGACUCUUGUCUAGACCAGGGAACCAAUCCAUGUCCUGGGUCUCUGUUCCCGGGUGUGCCUACAGGCAUCGGUCUGGGCACUAUGGCUGCUGGCAUGUUCCCAAAUAUGUCUCGAGGGACCCUGGCUGCUGGUAUGUUCCUGAGUAUGUCUCCAGGGUCUCUGUCUCCGGGCACGACAGGGAGUGUGUGCCAGAGAAGUGUGGCGCCUGGUAUGGGCCCAAACCAGUUUCAGGAGGCCCGUGGCGUGGAUCCCCGUGCAUCUCUGGCCUCUGGGGCAGGUGCCCCUUUGAUUCAUGAGCAAGCCUCAGAGGUGGGCCCUGGUUUCUCUCGGGCUUCAGUGCCCAACAGACUGGGUACGAGUCCAAUCAAGUUUUCUCAGGCCGACGCAGGCCCUAGCAUGUCUCAGGUCAAUGUUGAUCUUCCAAUAUCUUUGAACCAGCAGCAUCCUUCUGUGGCCACAAUCGUGGCACCCGGUUAUGAACAAGCAAAAGAUUUCAAUCAGGAGCCCGUAGUGGACACAGCUAGUGGCCUGGUACCAGGUUCUGUACCCAGUAGGAUGACCACAGCCAUGGCCCCAGGUACCGUGGCCAGUGGUACGGCCCCCAGCCUUGCCCCAGGGUCUGUGAUCCGGGGCGUGGGCCAGAGCCUGCCUCCGGGGUCUGUGAUCAAUGGUGUGCCUCCCCACCUUCCGCCUGGUUUUGUGGUCAGUGGUGUGCCUCAGAACCUUCCCGAAGGGUCUGUGAUCUAUGGUAUCAGCCACAGCCUUCCCCCAGGAUCUGUGAUCAGCGGCAUGGGCCAGGGUCUUCCUCCAGAUCCCGUGGCCAGUGCUGUGGCCCAGAACUUUCCUCCAGUUUCUGUGGCUAGUGGGAUGCCCCCUAGUCUGAUUGCAACAUCUGGGGCUGGAGGGAAGGGACAAAGCUUUGUAAGACCCUCAUUUAGUUUGACUGUUCCAAACCUGAUCUCGGGUUCAGCGGCGGGUGGCAUGGUCCCGGGUGUAUCUGCCAGGCCUGUGACCUCUAGUGUGGUUCCAGCCAUAGAUUCUGGGGAACUGAAUCAGGGCCUGAUUCUGGAGUCCACGGAUAAUGUAGCUGGCCUGCCAUCCACAGUGGGAAAUGUGGCCCAGAGCCUUCCCCAGGGGUCCAUGUUGAUCGGGAUCACUCCCCGUCCUUACCAUGGAGCCCCGGCUAGGGAAGGGUCUACAGCCCCCUUCCAGGGAUCCCAUGUCACUGGCCUGGCUCAGCUGCAUCCCCAGGCCUUGGAAGCUAGCAGCAUAACCAGGAGAGUACACCGGGCGCCCACGGUUCUACAAAGGGCCACCCAGUUGAGCCACGCUCUUGAGAUGAUGUCAUUUGAGACCACAGAUGACCAGGUCAUGAGGAAGCCAGACAACCUGAGCCAGGCUGUGUCCCGGGCGUCCGUAUCCAGUGCGGAGUCCAUGGUCCUUGAUGCAACUCCAUGGAUGCCCCAGAAUCCCCCGUCAGCUGACGUCAGCCACAGCCACAGCCACAGCCAGCAAUUCUUUCCCGAUGUCCAAAGGCCGUUGUUGGAGAUGGUUCCCAGCCAGACCAAGUCUCUGACCAGUGGCAUGGCUCCUGUCCCGCCCCAGUCCCUGAGUUUUGCCAAGCCCUCGAUGGCUGGGAACACCACCCCAACUCUGCUGCCGAGGUCAGCUACCAGCUGGGGGGCUCCCAGUUCCCACUUUGUGACUGCUAGCACAGCUUCCAGUGUGCACAGGGAGUCUGUCAAGGCUGUUGGGGCCCCCUUGGCUCGACGGGCAUCGGUGGCUCACAUUGUGCCCCAGAGUCCCUCGGUGACUCACGUGGUGCCUCAGGGCCAUCCCCACAAGAUGGGGGCUUCUCCCGUAGCCUCAGCAUCCCCCAAGCUGGCCCAAAGCCGUUCUAGGACCUUCAGUGUUCACCCAGGGUCUGUAGUGGGGGUGGGGACCCCAACCACUUCCCAGAAGUCCGGGACCACCUACAAGGCCUCUCAGGUGCUGUAUCCACCCACGGCUGGUGGGGUGGGAUCUGAUGGCUUCCAGGUAGACGCGGUCCCCAGGGCCCACAAGAAGCCAGCACCUGAGGACCUGGCUCAGAGCAGCCACAAAUCUCUUGGCUCCAGAAAAUCCUAUAGGUCAGUGCAUGAUUAUCUUGUCUCAGACAUGCUAGACAGUAAUGUUGCCAGGGUGGUGCCCUUGUACGACGUGCAGGAGCAGGUCCCCAGGUCCUCUCAGGAGAGUCCCGGGCACGCUGAGAGCACCCCACCAGCCGUUACACCCAUCAUCCGCACCAUGGAUAUGGCCCCCAAUGUGGCUGCCCCUAGGCUGCACCCGGGGUUUCGGAGGGUGUCUCUGGGCUAUGAGUCUUCACCUGACGGUUCCCGGAGGCCCCUUUUUACCCCGGAGUCAACGCCGGGCUCCUGGGAUUUCCAGAGCGCUGUGGUUCCCUCAGGCUUUCGGAGGGUGUCCCUGACUCCCACUGUACUCCAGGGCCCUGUGGACGCUGGCAUAGCUGGUGGCCAAGCGUGGAACUCUGCCGCCGUCCCCAGUGGAGCGGCCGGGCCCACGACCAGCACCGUGGCCCCUGACAGCGCAUGGGAUCUGGCCAGGGCUUCAGAACCCUGGGACACCGUGGGCAGAGAGGCAGCAGUGGACUCCAAACAGUCGGGGGAACAGGUGGCGUCGCUGCAGGCUGUGGAGAAGGUCGUCACCCGUGCCGUGGUCACCAUCCAGGCAUGCGCCCGCGGCUACCUCGUGCGCCGAACCAUCAGGGUGUGGCACCAGUGGGCUGUCAUCAUCCAGGCCGCCUGGCGCGGCUACCGUGUGCGGCGGGACUUGGCCCGGCUCUCUCAAGCGGCCACCACCAUCCAGGCCACAUGGCGAGGCUUCCGCGCCCGCCAGAUAGAGACCCAGCAGCAGUUGGUCCCUGGUGUAUGGACCAAGGCGGAUGACAGGACCAAGUCCACAUCAGACCACCGCUGUUUCCAGUCCUGCCAGCCGCGCAUCUGUCCCUUCUGCCAGUCCCUGAGCCCCAGCCUGGGGAGCCCGCCCAGCGUGGUGAUGCUUGUGGGCUCCAGCCCCCGCACCUGCCACAUGUGUGGCCACACCCUGCCCACUCGGGUGGUGCACGGCAUGGGUCGGGGCUCCAGGGUCCAGGCCAGCAUGCCAGGGGGCUGUGACUCCCCGAUGGCCUCCCAGAGCUCCCAACAGUCCCAUCUCCAGAAUAAGGCAGCCACGACCAUCCAGUCAGCCUGGAGGGGCUUUGCCGUGCGCCGCCAGCUGAGGCAGCAGCAGAUGGCCGCGAAGAUGCUUCAGGCCAACUGGCGCGGCCACCACACCCGGGUCGGUCUCACUCCAGAUGCACUUUUGGGAGCAGCAGCGUGGGACAACCCAGAGGACAUGCAGUGGCCGGGCGUCUAGGACAUUGGCUAACUGGUGGGCGGCAGGGGGACGCCCAGGGAGGGGCAGUGUGGCUCUCUGGGUCUAACGAAUAAAACCCUCCACAGCCUGGA